Molecule: messenger RNA, 675 nt
Organism: Menidia menidia (Atlantic silverside)
Lineage: Eukaryota; Metazoa; Chordata; Actinopteri; Atheriniformes; Atherinopsidae
Source: the annotation of a GenBank genome assembly
AUGUCCCAGAACCACCUCAUGAAUGUGGUCUACCGCAGAAACAGCACACUUUUCCUUCAGCAUCUUAAAGGAGCAUCCAUGGGCAUGCGCCUCAAGGAGCAUCUACAGUGGGUGGAGCGAAACAUACAGUAUAAUGGGAAAAAAGCCACGCUGCACGGGAACAUUUGUCUCAGAGUGCUCACCGAGGAGGGUCUCAGCGAGAGCUGCUGCUCGGAGGCUGUCUCUUACUGGAAGGAUGCGGACGGUGAAAGCAGAGAUUCCACUACAAUGUGUCCUGUCAUGUCCUGGCUGUUCUGCCUGUGCCUCUGGGUCAGUGUGACUGCCAUGCAGCUGUGUCAGGCCACUUUCUACGACACCAUUCAGCAGAAUCCUGGGACGAGGCCAGGCCGGACCACAGUUCACAUGAUCGAAGGGGGCACAUGUGAAGUAAUCGCUGCUCACAGAUGCUGUAAUAAAAAUCGUAUUGAGGAGCGGUCACAGACGGUGAAGUGUUCAUGUCUGCCAGGGAAGGUGGCUGGGACCACCAGAAACAGGCCUUCGUGUGUUGACGCGUCCAUCGUAAUUGGUAGAUGGUGGUGUGAAAUGGAGCCUUGCCUUGAGGGGGAGGAAUGCAAGACACUCCCCGACAACUCAGGCUGGAUGUGCUAUGCUGGGAACAAGAUCAAAACCACAAGG